AUGUACAAGUCACAAGAUCCACUCGGUUACAAAACUGUUCAUAUCUCAUUCUGUCAACCUGUCUGUCUGUUCAUAUCUAUCUAUCUAUCUAUCUAUCUAUCUAUCUAUCUAUCUAUCUAUCUAUCUUAUUCUAUACAUCUCUCUCUCUCUCUUCUAUUUCAUGCUGUUCGUAUCUAUCUAUCUAUCUAUCUAUCUAUCUAUCUAUCUAUCUAUCUAUCCCAGUCUCUUCAAGUCUAUGUAUUUCUCUCUCUCUCUCUCUAUCCCAGUCUCUUCAAGUCUAUGUAUCUCUCUCUCUCUCUCUCUCUAUCUAUCUAUCUAUCUAUCUCAAUCUGUUUACGUCCAUGCAUCUGUCUGUCAUAUCUAUCUAUCUAUCUAUCUAUCUAUCUAUCUAUCUAUCUAUCUAUCUAUCUAUCUCAGCCUGUUCCCGUCUAUGUGUAUGCCUGUCUGUCUGUUUGUCUAUCUAUCUAUCUAUCUAUCUAUCUUUUUUUACUCCGAUCAGAUCUUUCUUUCUUUCUUUCUUUCUUUCUUUCUUUCUUUCUUUCUUUUACACUGAACAAAUCUAUCUAUCUAUCUAUCUAUCUAUCUAUCUAUCUAUCUAUCUAUCUAUCUACCACUGAAAUCCCGUAA
Molecule: messenger RNA, 627 nt
Organism: Acanthosepion pharaonis
Lineage: Eukaryota; Metazoa; Mollusca; Cephalopoda; Sepiida; Sepiidae
Source: the annotation of a GenBank genome assembly